AUGCAUAUGAUUGAGUUGAUAGAAAAUAGAAAAUUUAAGGUCAUACAGAAAAGGGUAAAGGCAGAAAAAUUAGAGGAUUUUUUUUUUUGUUUUUUACGAUAUAACAAUUUAUACAAAGGAAAGAAUAGGUACGUGUUAGAAAUAUGGAAAAGCAUAACUAAUGAAAACAAGCAGUACUACAGAUAUAAAGAUUUCACUUUUGUCAAUUUUAAAUAUGUGUGUGACAAUUUAACUUGUAUAUCAAAAAAAAAAAAUAAAGAUAGUCAGUAUGAGGUUGUAACGCCUAGCAAAGUGUGUGAAAAGUGGAAUGCUGAUACGAAGGCUAUAGUACAUGUCUUUCUGGUGCAAUUAUUUCACAUCGUGUUGUACAACGCGGAGAUUUCAAAACGGGGUUACGAAGGUAUAGCUGUUGAUGUGGAUAUAAACUCAAGUGAAGGAAAAGUUGAAGACCCUCAUGGCACUCAAAGUGCAAAUCUUAACGAAUCAGUGAUAGGCAAAAAAGGAGGCCAAAAUAUAGAAAAUCGCGAAAAUUACGAGAAUAAACAAAAUAAUGAAAAUUAUCAAAAUCGUGAGAAUAGCGAAUGCAGUAGCCUCACAAGCGAAGCUUUCUCCACCUUUUCGAGGCUGACUAUUAUAAAUGAAAACAAAGAGUUCGAAAUACUGUUUAAUAUAAUUCAUCCGUAUAUAUAUAGUACAUAUGUAUCAAAUAUGGUUGCACACAUUGUAGACUCACCUAGCGUAAAUAUUAGUGAGUGCUUUUUACAAUAUAUAUUGUACACAUUAUAUAAUAUAUAUUUGCAAAAUAAAAAUGUGCUUUUUUUUUAUUUCAUUAUUUACAAAAAUUUGAAGAAAAUAAGGAAUAAUAUAAUUAACACAAUAGAUAUCUUAAUUGAAUGGAAAAUUGCAAAAUUUAUAAAAAAAAAAUAUACAACUGUUAUAACAAAUUUUAAAUGUCUUAGACGAUUUUUACUUAACAUAAGUGAUCGUAACACUAUUGAAAAUUUUGUAUAUUUUAUUUUAACAUACUUACAUAAUCAGUUAAUUACUAUUUGCCCAAAUAAAUUGGACAUUGAAUUUAUAUCUUAUAGAAAAGAAAAUAAUUUAUUUGAAUUUUCUUUUUUUAUUUAUUUAUCAAUGCAAGAUUUGUGUGAAAAAAAGAACAGAUCUUUUUUUUCUAAUUAUAACACUCAAAAAAUUAAAAGUAUUCUUAAGAAUGAACAAGUGGGUAUAUUCGACAUUUAUAUAGUAUUAUAUUACAUUACCAACUGCAAUUGUGACAAUUAUGUAAAAUUAAAAUUUAUUUUACUCACACUGAUUAAAAGCGCACUUUCGCCUGACUUGUUCAUGCAACAUGGGGAAAUUUUGUUCAGCAAAUGGGGAGAAGCGGUUAAGAAGAAAAUGAGAAUUUCAAAGGGAGAUUUGUCAAGUGGGCAUACAGAAGAUGCAAAUUUGGAUGGGGUUAAUGUGGGAGUGACUAAUAUAGGAGGAGCUAAUACACGAAGAGAUCGUGUGGUAAAUGAGAACAGUGGUACAAACAAGGAAGAACAUCUACCCACGCAAGGAGAAAUCUCAGUGCAUGUUUCGAAUUUGCUUACAAGUAAUGACACAUUGAUAGAAGAAUUCAUAAAAAAAGAGACGUUUUAUAAUCUCGCGUACAUUUUUAAACAUAUAUACGCGUGUUGUUAUACCAUAAUUAAUAACAAAAGGGAAUAUUGCGUAAAAUUUGACUCGUAUGAACAUGUUGAUGUUGAAAAUACGACGUAUAAUUACAAUUAUUGCUACUACAGUGAUGUAAUUAUGAAUGAUUGUAAUUUUUUGAUUGCUCCUACAACUGAUGAGACGAUUAAUAAAAAUUAUGUUAUUGUUGUAGCUCUACUGAUACAUAUGCAUAUUAUUAGUAUUAACGAUAUAUGGAGUUGUCAUCUGUUAAGGCUUGUUGAGCAUAGUAAUUUUUUUCAAAUUUUAAAUUUUUUAAAAAUUAAAAAGAAGAACGUUCUUUUUUAUUUAACCAUAUCGAGUUUUUUAAAAAUAAAUUAUCAGUCUAUGUUCAAAUUUACAAAACUUCAAAAAGAUAUUUCUGCUGAGAAAGAAUGCUGUCCUGCAGACUUCCUAUAUUACGUGCAUUUUUAUAAAUACAAGAUGAAGCAAGAAUAUUUUUCAAAAAUAAAUUUAUUGAGGAAAAAUUUGAUGGAAUAUAAUUUUAAUGAAAACAAAAUAGUACAUCUUAUGUGUCUCCAUUUAAUGGAUAUUAAAAAAUAUAUAAUCAAGCUGCCAUUGAAUGUUUUAAAGAGUGUAUUCAAAAACAUUUUUAAGUAUUUGUCUUCACCUAUUCAUGAUGUUAAAAAAAGCAUAAGUGAAUAUUUUAGAAAUAUGUGUUUAAGAAUUGCCUUUUAUACGUUCGAGUUAAUUUUCAUCAUAUCAUCGUACAUUUACUAUUCAGGUCAAGUACAAAAUAAACAAGAAUAUAAUAAAAAGUUUUACAUAUUUUCCUUUUUUUUUAACUUAAUUGAUGUGUACAUAAAAUUUGUUGAAAAAUAUAAUAAAAAGAACAACACGUUCGUAUUUUCUUUUCUGAACUACCAGUUUGUGCAAGCAUUUUUUUUGUUUUUUGAUUAUACAUAUUGUGUUACCGUUUUGAGUACCCACUUGAAUGACAAUGCAGGAAAGGAAGCGCAGAUUGGAGAAGGGUACUGUCACUGCUUCUACCACAGCCGCUGCUUUGAAUGUGAAAAGAGGGUUAAAUGCACAAAUGAUAUUACUUUGCUGAGUAAUGAGAAAAAAAAAAGGAAAGACCAAAUUUUUUUUUUGAAAAAAUUUACAGAUAUUCGUUUUAUACAAAAUGAAUCGCAUUCAGAGUUACCAGCAAAUAGUCUAACACUUAUUGAAGACUUAAACUACCACAUGUACAGUUAUAACAAAAUUAUGGAGACACAUAGAAAUAAUAAAAACGCAAAGGAAAAAAAAAUUUCUGACUUGUUCAGGAAAUAUGGAACUUUUAACGAAUAUUACUCGAAUAAUAUUAUUUCGAUAAUUUUAAAAUUUAUUAACAAUAAUAAAGUUGAAAUAAAUUGUUAUUUUUACACUCUAUUGCUCUAUGCUGUAGCUAAAUUGCACCUGUCCCAGAGCUAUCGAUACAGGGAAAUUAACUACUUAACUUUUUUGCAUCUUUUACCAUGGAAAAAUUGCCUCGAUUUUUGUAUAAAAAAUAGUCAAUUAAGUUGUUUUUUUUUUCAAAAAUUUUAUGAAUGUGUUCAUAAUUUAUUGCCAGAAAUUGUCAUUGAGCAUUUUCAUGAUGAUAUUCAUUUCACACACAUAUCUGGAAAAACGGAAAAUUUAAUGCGCUAUUUUAUAAUGGAAAGAAAAGAAGGAGAAAAUUUUCAAGGAGGAAUAUAUCCUUAUGACAGAAAGAACAAUUUUAAUGGGGAAUGUAAUUCCAAGGGCAAAGAGGGCACUAUUGGGGGGCAUAGUAACUCAUAUAUUAUUUUAGAAAAGGAGCAACAACAUGAUAGUGAGCUGGAUUUCUCUAAUUUUGAGUGUACAAAUUUAUAUGAACAAAUAAUACGUGGAAAGGAAGUGAUAAAGGUAUUAUUUUUUUCUGAAAAUUACAAGUAUACGAAUGUAUACUAUUUAAAUAAAAUAUUUAAAAGUAAUUUAUUAAAAAAUUGUAUAUUAAUAACUACUUUUGUUAAUGUAUAUUUUUUGAAAAGACAGGAACAACAACUGAGUAAUAAUAAUUUUAUUGAUAUCAUUCAGAGUUUGUUUGAUGAACAUGUGACUUCAUAUUACAUUUCUAUAUUUCAAAACCCAUUGAAUUUUUUUUUAAAAUGUUCAACAAAGUUUUGUAAGCUGUUAGUUGAAUACGAUUAUAUGGAUAAUGUAAUAUUUUUUAUUUUUACGAAAUUGUAUAAUUACUUAUCUUUAAUGCCCCCUAAGAUCUCAAUGGACGACUUCCUACCGAUAAAUGUAGAGGACAUAACAUCACUUCAAGAAACAGCUAUAGCACAAUUUGUGCUAAACCUGAGGGAGGGAAACAUAAAGGAGCAGGGGGAAAAAGAAAAGGAGGAGGUGCUUCGAAACGACAAAACAUACAAUGCAUACAAUACAUACAAACCAUACAUACCAUACAAUACAGAGCAAUGUGAUGGUGUAACAGACAUGACAGUAGAAGGAAACAAGAACAGUAACAGUAAUAGCAAUUGUAGUGAAAUGGGAAAGAAGGAGAAUAAAAUUUUUGAUGACGUAGUUUUUUUUUUAAAAAAAAUGCAUAUACUAGUAAGGACCUUUAAUCCAAACUGCUUAAAUAGUUUGUGUGAAUCGGGAUUUAAUGUAAAGAGCGCAUUUUAUUUAUCUUUUUACCUAACUCCAACAAUUUUUACGAAUAUAUUUUUUUAUUUAAACAAUAACAUAAUGGCUAUUGUUAAUGAAAAUUUUAACGUAGAAGACAACUUAAAAUAUUAUGAACAUAUUCAUGUAAAUAAGCGAACGGAUGAACAUGCAUUAGACCCAUAUAACAUAAUCGACAAAACAUUGUUUUAUCUGCAAAUUGUUGUUUUUUAUUUAAUUGUUAAUGCAAAUAAUAAGUUAAUGGAUAUUUCAAAUUAUACGCAAAAUGUGUGCACAUAUUUCACAAAUUGCUUACAAAUACAUAUAAAACCGCACAUAGAUAAGUUUAUUAUUUCUGUUCUACCAAUCAUGCUACAAUAUUUUUAUUUCUUUCCGUUAUUCAUACCUUCCGCGCUGUCAUAUUUGACGCAAAUCCCGAAUUACGAUAAUGAGUUCUCCGAAGAAAUUGCCAGGUUUGAGAAGAAAAUAAGACGAAUACUUGAAGUUUCGUAUAAGUUUGGAUCGGAGCGGAAGGCUUCAUCGUGA
Messenger RNA from Plasmodium malariae, 4869 nucleotides. RefSeq names its product conserved Plasmodium protein, unknown function. The record is from RefSeq and is a predicted model, not a curated record. The transcript has a single exon. NCBI's taxonomy places the organism in Eukaryota, Apicomplexa, Aconoidasida, Haemosporida, Plasmodiidae. Bases 1 to 4869 code for a protein of 1622 amino acids.